AGGUGUUUAGUUGGAGACCCAAGUGGGCGCAGUUAUGGGGAUGUUGCAUUUUUGGAGCACCACUCACUCCUAAAUAACAUAGCAAAUAUGGAAUCUUCUGGUUGGGCUUAUGGCUAUAGUGCUUCAGACUUUGAGCUGUUGUGUCCUAAUGGUGAAAGAGUCCCACUGACAGAAUGGGAGUCCUGUAAUUUGGGUGUGAUCCCACCCAGUGUAGUGAUGACACGCCCUGUAAUUACUGCAAAGAUCCAAGACUUUCUGAUGAAAUCCCAGCAAUUCCUAAAAACAAAUGAAGACUCCACUUUUCAACUUUUUAAGAUGGCAAAACCUAAUGAAGAGGGUGAUCUGCUUUUCAAAGACUCAGCUACUUGUCUUUUGCCAGUUGGACUCCAUACACUUCAGGAUAUCCUAGGAGAAAGUUUCAUGCAGCUUGCUGACGAUGUCUUUGACUGCACCAAUGCAGGUAUCUUGGAUUUCUGCAAUACAGACAUUUGUGCAGACACCAGGAAUUAG
This is a messenger RNA of Staurois parvus, 510 nucleotides long. The record is from the annotation of a GenBank genome assembly. Lineage: Eukaryota; Metazoa; Chordata; Amphibia; Anura; Ranidae.